Vitis riparia (riverbank grape) is the source of this 1146-nucleotide messenger RNA. RefSeq lists its product as uncharacterized. Lineage: Eukaryota; Viridiplantae; Streptophyta; Magnoliopsida; Vitales; Vitaceae. Bases 65 to 1012 code for a protein of 315 amino acids. The transcript has 3 exons. The record is from RefSeq and is a predicted model, not a curated record.
UGAAAUUCAAACGCGUGGAAGAGGAUAAGCCAAAAUCCUCGCAAGGUCGGGAGACUCUACGCCCAUGGCAGUGACAAUCAAUUCCUCCGUAUUGUCUUGUCGAAGCCCCAGAAGCAUACCCACAAACAUCUUUAGCGUUGCAUAUCCAACUUGCACCAAGGCAUUCAACAGAGCUUCUGCAGUGUCUCGAGCUGUAUUUGUGAAAUGCAGCUCAGAAGAGAGCGAAAAUGGUGGUUUCAAGGAGGCGUUGUCUGGUAUGGUGGGCAAGCAAGUAGAGGAACUGUUGAACCGGGAAGAGAACAGGGUUUUGUUGGAGGGGUUGGAGAAGGCGUCGCAGAGAGUGGAGAAGGCGAGGAGGGAGCUGGCUGAGAUUGAAAAGCAAGAAAUUGAAGCUAAGCAGUUGAGGAAUUACAUCGAGCAGCUUGAAGGCAGAAGCUCCGAGAUUGCAGAAUGCCAGAGGGAAAUAUUAGAAGCGAGAGCAAAGGUUGAAGAGGCAGAGCGCUCUCUGUCAAUAAACAUGGGUGAAGAUGGAGAUAGAGAUAGUUUCUUGGAAACAGAAAGCAAGGAAAUUAACAAAGAAGAGGAGAGAUUAGAGUCAGUAAAAGCAGCACUUGUUUCUGCCAUGGUUGGUACCUUUGCAGGGCUUCCCAUAUUCUUAACUCAGGUGACCAGCAGUUCUCAGCUGUUACUCCCUUUGGCAAUCAACUUUGUCAGCUGUGCAUUGUUUGGGAUUACCUUCCGAUAUACAAUAAGAAGAGACUUGGACAACAUUCAGCUAAAGACAGGGACAUCUGCAGCUUUUGGCUUUGUUAAAGGUCUUGCUACACUUGGGGGAGGAUCACCUUUGGAAUUGGACGCUGGAAGCUUCUUGUCACAUGCUUUUGAUGGUGUCCUGUAUGUAUCUGAGAAUCUUUUUAUCUUUGUUUUUGCUGCUGUUGGUCUGGAUUUCUGCUUUAAGAUGAGGUUUUUAAGUCCUUUUCCCAUCAAAAGUUCAGUUUCGAGGACCAAAUAAUGGCAAAAGCCACUCCACUAGAUACCAUGUUUCUCUGUUGAGGUUGAUACUUAUGAAUAUGCUAUUUAUGGCUACAAUUCGUAAUAUGUUCUGUGGCAUUUUUUCAAAAUGAAAAACUAACAUUCAGUUAUCAA